Cottoperca gobio is the source of this 1219-nucleotide messenger RNA. It is a transcript of the gene pet100, whose product is annotated as PET100 cytochrome c oxidase chaperone. NCBI's taxonomy places the organism in Eukaryota, Metazoa, Chordata, Actinopteri, Perciformes, Bovichtidae. Gene Ontology annotation, cellular component: mitochondrial inner membrane; mitochondrion. The coding region runs from base 192 to 419 and encodes 75 amino acids. Gene Ontology annotation, biological process: mitochondrial respiratory chain complex IV assembly. The transcript has 4 exons. The record is from RefSeq and is a predicted model, not a curated record.
UCACGGACUGCCGCUGAAGAGAAAUUAUAUCUGUGUACCAGGGUAACUGGCAAAAACGGAGUAAAUCCGACAGAACAUUGAAGGACAAAGCUAUGAUGGAAAAUAUAAAUGAAAGUUAAAAAGACAUAUUUUACCCAACAGUAGCCUGAGGAAGCAGUGUCUUCUCGUCUCUACUUUUGGUUAGAUUGGAUAUGAUUAAACUUCCAAAGAUGGUGCUGUAUCUGUCCUUUCCUGUGACCAUGUUCUGGAUCUCAAAUCAAGCAGAGUAUUUUGAAGAGUACAUAGUGAAGAGAAAGAGGGAGAUCUUCCCCCCUGAUGAGAAACUGCAUAGGAAAGAGUUGGAGGACUUCAAAGAGCGAAUGCGUGUUCGUAGGGAGAAGCGAAUAUUGAAAGAGAUUUCUAUGGAGUCUGAGAAUUGAGGUUUAUGUGUUGGAAGUUGGAAAUUCAUAAAUUCCCAGCACCACCAAUGGAGGAUUAUCUGGCAAUAUUUUUUCGGCAAAAGAAAACUGGUUGGACUGGAGUAAGAGAGUGUCACUUUGGAAAUCUCUGAGAAGUUAACACAUCUGAAAAGUUGUAUGCCUAAUAUGCCUGUUUGAUGUACAUGUGUGAUUUUUUUCACACAAUACUUUUCAAAUGCCAGAAUUCUGUAUGUUUGAAUUCCUGAUCAAUUGAGUUGCUGUGAUUUCACCGUCAUAAAAUAUUUAUUUGAGUUAUAAAUCCAGUUGGAUCAUUUAUUUUGUGGAGUACAAUGCCUAUAAAGUGUAUUCGCCCCCUUGGAUUCUUUUCCAGGUUUAGUGUUUUACAACGUUGUACCACAGUGGAUGUAAUUACGCAUUUUAGAUAUUGAUCAACAGAAAGAGACCUACUAAAGCGUAAAACAAACCUCCAUAAACUGAUUUUAAUGAAGCACAAACAUAAAACACAAAGUAACUGAUUAAAUAAGUAUUCACCCUCUUCAUGCCAAUAUUUAUUUGAGGCACAUGUGGCAGCAAUUACUGCCUUUAACCUAUUUUAUAAGGUCUGGGUAGCUUUAGCUUUAUGUUCUGGGUUGUCUUAUUUGAGAAUUACUCACAGUUCACUUCCAGACUGCAGAGAACAGACUGAUGAUUUAGUUGUCAGAUGUGUCAUAUGUUGUAAAAGCCCAAAUAUGUGUAUACUUCUUGUUAACAUGUGAUUUUAAUGCUGUUUUUUCAUUAAAGUUAUUGUUGGUUUAACAUAA